AGCACACUUGGGAGAACUCUUCUUGGGUGAUGUUAGAGCUAUUUCACCUCCACCUAAGUUUGCGGUGUAUGCCAUUGGUUGUCCCUCUUGUUUGACAAUGAAAUAAGAAGAUAUAGUUUAUGACAUCAAGGCUGUAAUUCAGAAAAAUGUGAGUGUGAUUUCAAUAUCGUUAGCACAAAAUCCAGCUUUCUUGUGUGACUUGUCAAGUGGUGAUUUUCAUGGGAAGGAGAUCGCGUCCUUACAAGCACUACGAGCUAAUAUUGUAACUGUUGUUGGUGUUGAAAAUUUGGGGAAGUACCACUUGAAUUAUGUUGUAAAAUCUGCUCCCCGGUGCCUAAUCAUAGCCUCUUGUACUUCAAAGAGCGAAUUCAUGAGUACAUUGACAUUCAAAUCAGAUUCAGCUUGGUUUUGAGUUUAAAUUGCAACAAUUAUUAUACUAGUUAAAUUUUAGAUAGUACACAAUGUUAUAUAAUCUUUAUGUUCUACUACAUAAAUACGUUUUUGUUUUGAUAGGUCGAGUCGUUAUAUGCGUUCCAAGGAAAUAAAUGGAAAAAGUUGAGGAGGGAUGAAAACAUAGGAGAUUCUUCUUGCAUUAUGUACUGUGAUAACCAUUCAGGAGAUUUUGUGAUUAGAAAAGGUUCCAUUGACGAUGAAAGUGCUUCUAGUCUUCUAUUUGUGCUCUACCUCUCUAAGGAGCAAAGUGCCAUCACUUCUAUUUGGCAUGCAAUAUGAAUAUGUGAUGACUAAUUUGAGGCUAACCAUAUUAUGUUCUGUGUUGUCUUCCUUCAUAUUUCUUUCCAUUGCCACUUGUCCUGAAUUUACGUUGUUGCUUUGCGUUUCAACUACACCAUCCAAGAAGCUGAAACUUAGUCAAGGAAGCGAUGAUCUUGAAAAGUACCUUGUCAUUCUUGACUUGAUGCUUGUUAACAAAUAUAAGGGGUCCAACAAGCCUCUACAGCCAUUAUAUUCCGAUGUUAUGCGACAAGCUGGCAGUUCCGAAUCCCAUAUUACUUCAGACCUCACUUAUAUCUUCUUUGCGUGGCUCACCAAAGAGCAAGCUAUUAAGUUGAUUUGUGAUGAUCGUGUGUUCGAAGUAUCCCCAGAGGGGGUGUAUGUGCCUCCAAAAUCUUGUAAUGGCAUCGCUUGAUGAUCUUUUAACAUAGUGGAGGACUGAAGUUAAUUGUUUAUGCCUGGUCAGUGUAUGAAUGGUUUAAUACUAGUUGCUCAAGAUAUAGCAUGUAGGGUUUUACAUGUUCGGUCUGGGUGUGAUCCUCACCUUAUUAGGUCCGGUAUUUGGUUCAUGCAUCGGUUCGGCUGUUUUGGUCUGGUUCGGGUUUGGAUUGACACACCCUGGUAGUAGGGAAGUUUGAAAAAGCAUCAAAUUCAAAUGUAUUCAAGUGUAUUUGUCAGUAAUAUCAUACAAGACUCUGCGAAACACAUGUAAAAUGUAUUGUAGUGAAGUUGAUAUGCUUCCAAAUAUAUACUAAGAAAUAGAAAUACUUGGU
This is a messenger RNA of Cuscuta campestris, 1505 nucleotides long. Lineage: Eukaryota; Viridiplantae; Streptophyta; Magnoliopsida; Solanales; Convolvulaceae. The record is from the annotation of a GenBank genome assembly.